Bicyclus anynana (squinting bush brown) is the source of this 1814-nucleotide messenger RNA. RefSeq names its product regulator of G-protein signaling 19 (gene Dhit). The record is from RefSeq and is a predicted model, not a curated record. NCBI's taxonomy places the organism in Eukaryota, Metazoa, Arthropoda, Insecta, Lepidoptera, Nymphalidae. The transcript is spliced from 4 exons. Bases 1102 to 1665 code for a protein of 187 amino acids.
GCGCUACCCUCGCUACAUAUUAUGACAAUAUAAUGUUCUGCUCGUAGCCCAUGCAAUAUUCUAAACGUGUACUUACUCGAGCGUCGUGGAGACCUAUAGGUACAAACAAUAAAAUAUUAUUGUUCUACGUCUAUUACUUAAUUUAAAAUAAAUUAAAAGUAAAAACCUUUUUAAUCAACAAGUUUUUACCGUAGUAGCUACCGUAAACCGUCGACGAGUUCCCUUACUGUCUCCCGUCUUCAUCACCAGACCCCUAAUGAUAGUCACAACACAUCUAGAUAAAGUUCUCAUCAAUACAAAUUCAUCAAGCCCAAACACAAGGUAGCUACUGUAAGCCGUCGAGGAGUACCCUUAAUUGUCCCUCGUCUCCAUCAUCAGACCCCUAAUGUUGUGCUGACAAUAAAUGAUUUCUAUUCUAUUCUAUUCUAUUCUAAUGACACAAACACAACACACAACGACGACAUUAUUGAUUAAUUUGAAAGUAUACCCUCUCAAACGAAAAAGAAUUUUUCCAAUCGGUUCAGACGUCUUCGAGUAAUCGGUGAACAUACAUAAAAAAAAAAAGAUUACGACGCAUUGAUUUCCUCCUCCUUUUUUCGGUUAACAAAAAGGAAUCUUUUUUUUUUUUAUUCUUUACAAGUUAGCCCUUGACUACAAUCUCACCUGAUGGUAAGUGAUGAUGCAGUCUUAGAUGGAAGCGGGCUAACUUGUUAGGAGGAGGAUGAAAAUCCACACCCCUUUUGGUUUCUACACGGCAUCGUACCGGAACGCUAAAUCGCUUGGCGGUACGUCUUUGUCUCUUGCGAACGAAGUUGAGGGAUAAUUGUAGUGUGUGUAUGUAAAAAUUUAUUUUAUAUUUGGUACUACAGCAGAAAAACUAACAGCCUUGCAUCGAAUUGUGUUACUUGUAGAUACCAUUUACUUCACUGCUUUACCAUUUACUACAAUGAUAACGAUGGUGUGUUAUAAUCGUUCCAUAUUGUGAUAUGUGUACAGAGCGCUUUCGCGCCGAGGACUCGCCGGAGCGCUACGCGUCCGGCGUCCGGCGCCCGGCGGUCGCCGGCUGGGCGGGCGCGGCGUACACGCGGAGCGCGCGUAUCAAUGAAACGGGCGAUGACGCGCCGCGGGCCGCGGCCGCCCCGCGCGAUCGAUACGAGCGGUUCAUCGACCGCCGGGCGGGCGGACGGCGCGUGCGCGGCGCGCGCGGGGCGGGCGCGGGGGCGGGCGGCGCGCCGGCCCGCAGUCGCGCCCCGGCCGCGGCCCGUCCGAGAGCCGCAGCCUACGCGCGCCCCAUGCCGCGCCCGCGCCGCCGCUAGCGCCGGCGCGGCCCGCCGCCUCCGCCGCAGCGAACGGACGUUCGGCGCGACCCCCGAGCGCGCCCCUGCGAGCCCAGCGCGGAGCACCCGCCGGCCCCGCUCGAGCGCCGGGCGAUGCGCGCGCCGCGGCCCGCCCUGCAGGCCUGAGCCGCGGCUCGCGCGCGCCGGAGCGUGGGGCCGCCGGCGCAGAUGUGCAGCCUGGCAGCGCUGGCGCGCGGCUGCCGGCCCGCCGCCAAGCCGUGCUGCCUCUGCUGGUGCUGCUGCUGCUCCUGCUCCUGGGCUAAGUGGUGAGUGCACACGCGUGGCGAGCGGCGGCGGCGCAGUGAGCGAGCGGGGUAGUAGUGUAUAGAGAGGACUGCUGGCGGCGCGCGGCGCGGACGCGGGCCCCGGCAAGAAGCCGCGCGACGCGGGCCCGCUGGAGCCGCUGCUGGACGGCGACGCGCCGCCCUCGCUGGAGGAGGUGCGCGGCUGGGGGCAGUCGUUCGAGCGGCUCAUGCG